UCACACCUCAGAAGACCACAUAAUCAAUCUCAGUCACUUCAUUUUGAGAGACUGACAGAAUAGGAAAAGAGUCCAAUGUUAUGAACUAUAAUGCAGGCGAAACUUCUGGUGGGACCCAUUCCCACCGCAAUUGAUGGCUCCGUUGCGUUAUCCACCUUCUCUUCCUCCUCCUCCUCCUCCUUUAUCGCCGGCGUCACUUCCCUAAUUGGUCCUGCAUGGAACUGGGCCCGCCAUCAUAAUCGUUUAUCUCGUCUCCAUAAGUGGAGCUCCGUCGUGAUUGCAUCAUCAUCAUCGUCAUGGGCGGUUAUCGACGGCGAGCAAGACCACUACGCAGUGCUCGGCCUCGCUCGAAACGCCACGCUACCUGAUAUAAAACGAGCUUACCGCCUUCUCGCUCGCAAGUAUCAUCCUGAUGUCAGCAAGCAUUCGCAAGCUGGUGAACUGUUCAAGAGCAUCCGUCAUGCAUAUGAAGUGAGCAAUUCCUCUGACCUUUUGAUACUGUCAAAUGAAGUGUCAAGGACUCGAUAUGAUCGAGUACUUAGAUUUCAAGAGGAUACAAGCAGGCCAUAUAGCCGGAAACAGUAUUACAGUCCUCAAUUUGAAGAUGGGUUGAGGACCUAUAAAUGGGCUGAACUGAAGAGGAAAAUGCAGCGUGAAAGAUACUGGGAACGCCAUAAUGUAAGCAAGGAGAACUCUUCUGCUGACAGUGACACAGAAGAGUUGGCUGAAGAAGAAAACUUGGAUCAAGAAAGAGGCCCCUUUAGUGAAGUGCUUAGAUCUGUCUUCAUAUCUCUGUUUUUACUACGAAUCUUUGGUUCCCGAUUAUCUCUUGCAUUCAGCAGCCUGAUGGCUUUGUUUGACACCAAAUUGGAUACUGGAUAUAAGAUUGGUUAUUUGAUUGCAUGGAUUUUGGGUGGGAGAGGUGGGAUUUUGCUUACUCUCUGUCUCCAGUUUACAAGCUGGGCCUGUGGGAAAACCAGUAGCAGCAUGGUUGUUUUAAUAGUUGUAGCCAUGUGGGUUGGUUCCCAUCUUGCGAGGUAUGCUCCUCUCCCACAGGGUGCUCUUCUUACACUCUUGUAUAUGUCUAUCAAGCUACAAGCUGACCUAAACUGAAGCUAUUGUUGCUGCUUCUGUUGCUUGUUCAUUAAAUCAUUUGUAUUAAAUUCAUGUAAAUAUGGUUCUGUUUUGGCUCAUCCUCACAUGUGCAGAAUUACAUCCUUUGCAUUGACUCGACACCGGUAAUUCAUUUGCUGAUUAUCUCGUGCACAUGUGAGGAGAUGCACAUUGAAAUUAUCUGAAAUAUGUUGUAAAUUAUGUUGUUUUAGCCAAUGUAAUAAAUACCAUAUAUGCUGUCCUCAAAGGAAGGUUUUGCAGGUUAAGUGAUCACAA
Molecule: messenger RNA, 1389 nt
Organism: Jatropha curcas
Lineage: Eukaryota; Viridiplantae; Streptophyta; Magnoliopsida; Malpighiales; Euphorbiaceae
Product: Chaperone DnaJ-domain superfamily protein
Biological process (GO): protein refolding
Cellular component (GO): cytoplasm
Source: RefSeq, a predicted model, not a curated record